Molecule: messenger RNA, 699 nt
Organism: Boeremia exigua
Lineage: Eukaryota; Fungi; Ascomycota; Dothideomycetes; Pleosporales; Didymellaceae
Product: endo-1,4-betaxylanase
Exons: 2
Coding region: 1-699 (232 amino acids)
Biological process (GO): xylan catabolic process
Molecular function (GO): hydrolase activity, hydrolyzing O-glycosyl compounds
Source: RefSeq, a predicted model, not a curated record
AUGGUUUCUUUCACAUCCAUCUUCACCGCUGCCGUCGCGGCCACUGGUGCUCUGGCCGUCCCGGUCACUGCCGUCCCGGUCACUGACCUUGCUACCCGCUCGCUCGGUGCGUUGACUGCACGUGCUGGCACCCCCUCUUCCCAAGGAACCAACAACGGCUGCUUCUACAGUUGGUGGACCGACGGCGGUGCUGAGGCUACCUACACCAACGGCGCUAAGGGAAGCUACACCGUCUCCUGGAAGACUGGUGGAAACCUCGUCGGAGGAAAGGGCUGGAACCCUGGUGCCGCACGCACCAUCACCUACUCCGGCACCUACAAGCCCAACGGCAACUCCUACCUCGCUGUUUACGGCUGGACCCGCAACCCCUUGAUCGAGUACUACGUUGUCGAGAACUUUGGCACCUACGACCCCUCCUCGCAGGCCACAGUCAAGGGCUCCCUGACCUCCGACGGUUCCACCUAUAAGAUCGCUCAGACCCAGCGCGUCAACCAGCCCUCCAUCGACGGCACCCAGACAUUCAACCAGUACUGGUCUGUCCGCCAGAACAAGCGCAGCUCUGGUUCCGUCAACAUGAAGACCCACUUCGACGCCUGGGCCGCCAAGGGCAUGAAGCUCGGCUCGCACAACUACCAGAUCGUCGCCACUGAGGGCUACUUCUCCAGCGGCAGCUCUUCGAUCACUGUCAACUGCGCUUAA